UACGGUGUGUUGAUGUGGAAUUUCGCUGUGUAAAAAUAAAGAAAAAAAUAUGGGAAUUAAUUAGCUACUAAGAAAAAUAUAUUUCGCGUUAAUAAAUAUGUUGAAAUAUUUUUUAAUUUUUUUUUUUAUUUUUAAAUAAUUAGUUUUCGUGAAAUUAUAAAAAAUUGAACCUCAUAAAUUUUAUUUUCAACUGACAUACAUAAAUAUAUAUAAUUUUGCAGCCUAAUAAAAACAUAAAAAGUGAAAAUUUUAUCUAAAUGAGAUAUCGAAUAACUGGAAAAAAAAGGAAAAAAUAUUCGUUUUAUACCUACAUAGGUCAAAAGGUACAAGUGUAUAUAUAAUUGGAAAAGUGUUAAAAGUAUUUGAGAGACCUUUGAAUUCCUAAUUUUUUCGUUGGAAAAAUCAUUUGAUUCAUUGCGAGAAAAUAUGAAGGAAUAUUUAACUGUAUAAAUUGCAUUCAAUUUAAAUUUUCUAGGGAGAUAUUUUGGAUUCAAUUUCACUGAUAAUUUAUUUAUAAUUAGAACGGGAAUUGAUAUUAAUAUUCCAAAAUUGGCUCUGAUAGAAAAGCAUAAUUAACUUCCACAAUGUUUAAAAUAUCUGGAGGAUAAUUUUUUUUUAGUUGAAUAUGUUAUAAAUUUUAUUUUAGUUUUUCUUUUUGUUUUCAUGAAUUUACAACUUUUUCAUUUUAAUAUACAAAAAGAUAUAAAAAUUUAUUGGAAAUUGUAACCGUAAGCAAAACUAAUUUAAAGAAAAUUUCAACCAAAAAGUUCAAAAUAAGUUUUUUUUUUCUUUCCGUUACGAUUGCUUUUAAUUUUAUACUUUAAGAAUCUGUGAAUUAAAAAAAGAUAAAUGUUGUCUUGUCAAAAUGUCAAAUCUCGACGAUUUGCGGAAGAAGUUUGUAGCGGCCACACAACAACCACAACCGCAUACACAACCCCAGCAACAACAAAACCCAUCAUCAGUUUUGAAACAACAAUUACAUCAUCAAAUAUGUUCAGGUCUCGAUUCACGUCAUCAUUUACCAUUAACUUCAGCACUUUCAGUUGGAGCAACACCAUUAAAUAUACCAACGACAACAACGGUAAUAGGCACGUCAGAUCCCGAACGCCUUUAUAUAUUUCCACCAGCUACGACAACAGCAGGUAACAGCAGUCGUGUUGGCCCAAGUGAUGCAUUUGGUCCAGCACCAAAUGCUUUUUUAACACCCCUUGAACAACAACACAUUUCGCGAGGUCAUUCAAGAUCAGUUAGCCAUGGUGGUGGUACGUUUAUAGGAUCGAAUAGUAGUGGAAUAGGAGGGACAGCAGCUAGACCACUUAAGUCAGCAAUGAAAGGACAUCAGCGUGCAUUUUCACAUGGUCAAAUUACUGAUACAGCAACAGUAGCACAAGCCCCACGAUCUGGCCACACACGCGUCGGUUCGAAAACUGAUUUUAUUUUGCCGCCAACUCAUAAAGAUAUCGACGAAAAUCGUAUUGGUGAAUUCGGUUCGUCAGCUGCAUCAUCAGCUCGCGGUCAUUCUAGACAAGCUUCGCGUUCUGAAUCUAUUUAUACGUUACGGCGCACAGAAAUACCACCGUGGUAUAAACGAUUCGGUCUUUGUCAGAAUGAUAAAUUCGAGGAACGCGGUUACCGGAUUGUUGUGCCAAACCAUACAGUGCCACCGAAAACACCAAAAAGUGAACAUCCUAAUGGUUUAUACGUAGGAAACAAAAUUCGUACUACAAAAUAUACGUUAUUAUCAUUUAUACCGAAAAAUUUGUUAGAACAAUUUCAUCGUGUUGCUAAUUUGUAUUUUAUUUUUAUCGUAUUAUUAAAUUGGUUUCCGGCAAUUAACGCUUUUGGAAAGGAAAUUGCUAUGAUACCAGUUUUAUUUGUAUUAGGUGUUACUGCUAUUAAAGAUUUAUUUGAAGAUCGCAGGCGUAGGGCUUCAGAUCAAAGAAUUAAUAACUCGACAUGCCGUGUUUAUAAUGGAGAAUCUGAAAGAUACAAAAAAGUUUUAUGGCAAGAAAUUCGUGUUGGGGAUUUGGUUCAUUUAUCAAAUAAUGAAACUGUUCCCGCGGAUAUGCUGUUAUUAAGGACAAGUGAUCCACAUGGGAUAUGCUAUAUUGAUACCUGUGAUUUAGAUGGCGAAACUAAUCUCAAACGACGUGAGGUAGUUCGUGGUUUCACCGAAAAACAACAUAUAUUUACUCCAAGUAAAUUUGUGAGUCGUGUGGAAGCCGAUGCACCAACUACAAAAAUUUAUCGCUUUCAUGGAGCUUUGAUACAUCCUUCAGGUGAACGUGUGCCUCUUUCAACUGAAAGUUUAUUAUUAAGAGAAAGUCGUUUAAAGAAUACAGAUUUUAUUGAGGGUAUAGUUGUAUAUGCUGGUCAUGAGACGAAAUCUAUGCUAAAUAAUAGUGGACCAAGAUAUAAGCGCUCACAAUUAGAGCAGCAAAUGAAUAUAGAUGUGAUAUGGUGUGUGAUAAUCUUAUUGUUAUUAUGUGUUAUCGGUGCAGUUGGCUGUAAAAUGUGGCUUAGUACGUUUGAAUACUUUCCAGUUCCUUAUUUGCCUUUUGAAGUUGAACCAAAUUAUGAAGGUUUAUUAACUUUUUGGACAUUCAUAAUUAUAUUACAAGUUAUGAUACCGUUAUCACUUUAUGUUACAAUAGAAUUUUGUAAAAUUUUACAAGUUUAUCAUAUACAUAACAAUAAAGAUUUAUUCGAUCAUGAUACAAACAAAAAGACUGAGUGCCGAGCUAUGAAUAUUACAGAAGAGCUUGGUCAAGUUCAGCAUAUAUUUUCAGAUAAAACUGGUACUUUGACGGAAAAUAAAAUGCUGUUUCGCCGUUGUACUAUUAAUGGCAUUGAUUAUAAUCAUCCCCCUUCAGAAUUAGAAAAGAUUUAUUCGAAACCAGGCUCUCCAGCACCUCCGUUAAUUGUUAAUCAAAAUUUGUUAAAUGAAUUGGAACACCUUAAGACAAAUUGCCAGUUUUAUACUCAAAACGCACAACGAAUUCAAGAAUUUUUUGUAGUCCUAGCUAUUUGUAAUACAGUAGUAGUAAGUGCGACACCUCAUCGGGAUUCAAUGAAUGCAAGUGGCGUUAUUGAAACACAAAUUCAAGAAAACAAUAAAACUUCAACAUCUACAACAACAACGGCAAUAGUAGACAAUGAUAGUGAAGAUGGUCUAAGUGGAACAUCAUCACGUACAACAAUGACCACUAACUCAACCGCUCCUAUUUUAACCUUAAAUUUAAACACAAACUGUGUUGCAACAUCGAAUGAUAAUAAUUUAAAAGUGACGAAUACAAAUAGUUUAAUACCAGUUGACAGAUAUACAAGGCUUACAGAAUCACGUUCAAUAACACCAUCGCCUCCUCCUAAUUGUGGAUAUGCGUUACCAACUCAAAAUCACAUUCCAUCAUUAUCUCCAAUCAGUAGCUCCGCAGAAUCAUCGCCAACUACAGAAAGUCCGCCAAUGAAAUUGAAGAACAUUCUGAAUACUUCAUCUCCUUCAGGCAGAGCAAGAACAAUAAUAAAUUCAAAAUUGACUACAAUUACAUCUUUUUUAAAUGCAAAGGGACAUGCAAAAAGAUUAGCUAACAAAUUAAAGAAUACCAUUGGGCAAAGAGGUUUCAAAAAAUUAGUAGAUGGUAGACCAAUUUUUGAAGCGGAGUCGCCAGACGAAUUAGCUUUAGUUAAUGCAGCUUACAGUUAUGAUUGCUGUUUACUUAACCGUAGUCCAAAUCAUAUUUUAGUAAAUGUGCCCGGUUCCGGUAUUUUAGAAUAUGAGGUACUUAAAAUUUUACCAUUUGACUCACAUCGAAAAUGCAUGUCAGUAGUCGUGAGAAAAACUGGCUCGCAAGAGAUUAUUUUGUACACCAAGGGCGCUGAUACAUCGAUAAUGCCCUGUCUGUCACAUUGCUUACCUGAUUCCUCAGAAGGAAUUUUACGCGAAAAAACCCAGCAACAAUUAGAUUUAUAUGCUCGAGAAGGUCUUCGUGUACUCGUAAUGGCUAAAAAAAAAUUAAAAUCAAGCGAAUACACGGACUGGUGGGCUAGACAUCAACAGAUUGAAUUAUCCCUAGAAAAUCGAGAAAAAAGACUUAAAGAAUCAUUUGCCAAGUUGGAAAGUAAUUUAACUCUUUUAGGUGCAACUGGAAUUGAAGAUAGAUUGCAAGAUGGCGUUCCAGAAUGUAUAGCUUCUUUAUUGGCAGCAGGAAUUGCAGUAUGGGUGCUGACUGGAGAUAAACCGGAAACCGCAAUUAAUGUUGCAUACUCAGCCAAAUUAUUUAAUUCACAAAUGGAAAUAUUGAGAUUAACAGCCAGAUCUCGAGAUGCAGCUGAGAGUACUAUAAGAUUUUUUUUGUCUGAAAUUGAAAAGCAAAUAACCGACGCGACACAAAAUUAUUCAGCGAAUCGUAUCAAACCCAAAGCUCUAGUUGUUGAUGGGAAAACCUUGACUUUUAUAUUAGAUUUAAGGUCUAAUUUAACUCGUCCAUUUUUGAAAUUGACUAAACAUUGUAUUUCGGUUUUAUGUUGCCGAUCUACACCUUUACAAAAAGCAUAUUUAGUUAAAAUUGUUAAAGAAGAAUUAAAUUUAAGCACAUUAGCAAUUGGAGACGGGGCUAAUGAUGUGUCGAUGAUUCAAAUGGCUGAUGUUGGUGUUGGCAUAUCAGGACAAGAAGGUAUGCAAGCUGUAAUGGCAUCUGAUUUUUCUUUGGCAAGAUUUCGACUGUUGGAACGUUUGCUACUAUCACAUGGAUAUUGGUGCUAUGACCGACUAGCUAGAAUGAUUUUGUAUUUCUUUUAUAAAAAUGCGGCUUUCGUAUUUCUUCUUUUCUGGUUCCAACUGUACUGUGGAUUUUCAGGCGCUGUAAUGAUCGAUCAAAUGUAUUUGAUGUUAUACAACUUAGUUUUUACCUCACUACCUCCUCUUGCAAUUGGAGUGUAUGAUAAAAGUGUUCCUGAGGAUUUACUUUUAACGAAUCCCUAUUUAUACAAAAACGGCCGAUUAGGCUUGGCAUAUAAGCCGCACACGUUUUGGGUUAUAAUGCUGGAUGCCUUGUAUCAAAGUUUAAUAAUAUUUUUCAUUGCUAUAUCUGCUUAUUGGGAAAGUGACGUAGACAUAUGGGAAUUUGGUACAACAAUUACAACAUCAUGUUUAAUUACUAUGCUUAUUCAUGGGGCUAUAGAAAUUCGAUCCUGGACAAUACUUCAUGCCUUGUCAAUAGCUUUUAGUUUAGUAUCUUUCUUUUUAUUCGCUAUGGUUUAUAAUUCAUUGUGUGUGACCUGCUUUGGUUUACCGUCAACUUACUGGGUUAUUUUCAAGUGUUUCUGUUCACCUAUUUAUUGGCUGAUUAUAUUUGUUACAGCAGCUAUUGCAGUUGUUCCCAGGUUGCUUUUUAGAACAUUACAAACUACUUUCUUUCCUGAUGACAGUACAAAUGUUUUAUUACAAAACAAAAAGGCAAAAAGAAGAGGUGAGGAUUUACUGGUAACUUGGUCAAGAUCAACAUCAGCAUCAUCCAUUUAUAGAAUCGCCGAUUUUGGGCCUAAGAAUCAGACUAUAACUACAUCAUCAUCUGCUAUUGCCUGAAUAGAAACAUUAUUAGUAAAAUUUUAAAAUCUAAAUAAAACUAAAUAAUUUUAAUAAGCUUAAAUAAGAAAGAGAAUAGUGUUAAUGAUUAAUUAAAUUGUUCAAAAUUAAAUUGAAGAAAAAUUAUUUUUCCAAAUAAAUGGAUUCAUUUUCGAAUCAAAAUAUAAAUUUAUUUAAAAAUAUUGUAUUGUUCUAAAGCAAAAAUACUAAAAGAUUAAAAAAUGUGUAUGUAAUUUUAUGUAGUUAGCUAAUAAAAUUUUAUCGUUUUAUAAACUUUUGUUAAAUUGCAAUGAAAUACUUAGCAAAUCACAGUAAAAUUUUAAAAAAAUCAAUACGAAUUUAGAGAAGAUUAUG
Condylostylus longicornis is the source of this 5938-nucleotide messenger RNA. RefSeq names its product phospholipid-transporting ATPase VA. The transcript is spliced from 16 exons. The coding region runs from base 866 to 5584 and encodes 1572 amino acids. Gene Ontology annotation, cellular component: plasma membrane. NCBI's taxonomy places the organism in Eukaryota, Metazoa, Arthropoda, Insecta, Diptera, Dolichopodidae. The record is from RefSeq and is a predicted model, not a curated record. Gene Ontology annotation, molecular function: magnesium ion binding; ATPase-coupled intramembrane lipid carrier activity; ATP hydrolysis activity. Gene Ontology annotation, biological process: phospholipid translocation.